AUGAAGUGCAUAUCUUGCGAGGGCAAAUACGACGGAGAUGCCGGCGCCUGCAAGCAGUGCUACGAGGACCUCAAGGCUAAGGUCGCUUUUCUCGCAAUGUCCAAUCGGUAUCCCUUAACCUUCUGCACCGACGUCGUUCUGCAUGCCUCGGACGACGGCCAUUCUGGGGGCCCUGCACGAGCUAUGGCCCAUGAGGCCGUUUUGGCAAGCCGUUCUCCGGUGUUCAAAGCCCUCCUUCAUAACGAGACAAAAGAAAUCCAUAUCUACGAAUUGUCGCUCCAAGAACUUGGUGCCUUGAUCAACUACCUCUACACGGCCGAGAUAUGCCUUGAUCAACAAUUGGCCCGUAAACUCCUUGUAGUGGCUGAAAAGUACCAGCUGCAUCAUCUCAAAGACUUGUGCCAGAAGUUCUUGGUGUCCAACCUCAACUGGGACAAUUCACUUGCGACCUACACCUUCGGCCAUGAUCAUAACGACAAGCAGAUCAUCGACGCAGCCUUGAUGUUGAUCACAAACAACAUCGAAAAGCUUGCUUCAAGCGAUGAGUACGCAGACCUAAAGAGAAGUCAUCCGCAACUUGUAAUCAAAAUCUAUGAACAUAUUGUUGCAUCCUCUACUACUCCUUCGGCGAGAAGUUCUCUUCCCUCAUUUCAAUUCAACAACUAA
Molecule: messenger RNA, 666 nt
Organism: Prunus armeniaca (apricot)
Lineage: Eukaryota; Viridiplantae; Streptophyta; Magnoliopsida; Rosales; Rosaceae
Source: the annotation of a GenBank genome assembly